This is a messenger RNA of Panonychus citri (citrus red mite), 1356 nucleotides long. RefSeq lists its product as uncharacterized. Bases 1 to 1263 code for a protein of 420 amino acids. NCBI's taxonomy places the organism in Eukaryota, Metazoa, Arthropoda, Arachnida, Trombidiformes, Tetranychidae. The transcript is spliced from 4 exons. The record is from RefSeq and is a predicted model, not a curated record.
AUGUUGAUUAAAUUGAAAAACCGUCUAACUAAUUACAUUGAAUCCAAUGUGAUCUCCGAAGGAUAUUUAAUAUCGUUAGUUGAACGGUUGGAAAGUUCAGGUCACACAUUCAAUUCGUGCAAUCGAGGCUACAAACAAUCAACUAAAUUGUCAACUUAUCAACACACUUGGCACGUAAUUAAUCAUCUUUGGUAUUUUGUCGUUUGCACUCGAUCGAUAAUCUUGAUGAAUUCGGACAAUCCCCUGGACUCUUUGUACCUUGGUGACUUUUUCAGUUCCACUCCGGGUAAAAAUUUUCUCCAUGCGAACUUGAUUGUUUACUAUUUACUAUUUUUCUCCUCACGAGCAGCAGUUCACAUUAAAGAAUCGAGUAGACCAAUGUUGAUGUUUCAGUUUUUCGAUCAGAUCAAAUAUAAAGGGUUCGAUUCUGCUAACCAAUUAUUAUCAUCGACAAACUAUUUCACAUGGAGGAUUUAUCUCUAUAUUGCAUUGAAGUUUUACUUCAUCGGAAUCCCCACCGUGGCUUUAUCGUUGUUCAUUCUUUGCCUUGUUUUCGCACUCGAAAACCCGUCGCUCUAUUUGUCGGUUUACCAUUUUCUCUGGUACUUUUUCUGGUUACUUCUAAUUACUGGUCCACUUUGUUUCAAUGUUUUCGUCCUUUUCUGGUACUACACUCAUACAAUGUGUCUGGUUCCUUACCUUUUCCUUGCGUUUUCUGAUAUCAACGAAACGGGUACGAUGUUAAAUGGACUUUCAGACCCACGGGAAUUAGCGGAUCAAUUGAAAACCAUUCGAACUUAUUUGAAGAGACAAAAUCGUCUUCUUAAUUUACUGAAAAUUUACAAUGUCGACAUUUCGACGACCAUGUGGACUGGUUAUUUGAUCUCUUGUUUCCUUGCCGAUUUCAGCCUGUUCAUGGGACUUUUUGUCGAUUCGGGUUCUUUUACCAUGAAUGUGAUCAGUUUAUCGCUCGCAAUAACCGCUUUCUCAAACUUAUUUUUACUUCAUUUUUCUGGUCUUUUAGUUAACAAUAAGAUUAUGAGUAUUCAGGAAAAUAAUUUCAAUCUUCAGGCUCGAGGAGUGAAUAUUUUCCCAAAAUCGAUAUCAAUUUGGAUCAAUUCGACUCAAGAACGAAUCGAAAAUGGUGAAAUCGGAGUUACAAUUUGUCAUAUUUUCGCAGCUACUCAAUCAUCGUUACUUUAUUCAAUCCUUGAAAAUAGUGGCAUUUUCAUGAUGUUUGUUGCUAAUUUUAAAAAGAGUUGAUUACUGAUCAUAUUGUAAUCGAGAAGAAAAUUUCUUCCAUUAAUUGUUGGAUUGAUUGAUAACGAAACGUAAUUGAUUGAUUAAACUUUUAAU